Entelurus aequoreus (snake pipefish) is the source of this 1385-nucleotide messenger RNA. RefSeq names its product prostaglandin E synthase 3-like. NCBI's taxonomy places the organism in Eukaryota, Metazoa, Chordata, Actinopteri, Syngnathiformes, Syngnathidae. Gene Ontology annotation, cellular component: cytosol; nucleus. Gene Ontology annotation, biological process: protein folding; chaperone-mediated protein complex assembly; prostaglandin biosynthetic process. The coding region runs from base 156 to 707 and encodes 183 amino acids. The record is from RefSeq and is a predicted model, not a curated record. Gene Ontology annotation, molecular function: Hsp90 protein binding; prostaglandin-E synthase activity; protein-folding chaperone binding. The transcript has 9 exons.
GAACCAGGAAAUCUCGCGAUUUUUGGACAGCGGGCUCGUCGACGUCAUCUAGUUAACGGUUUAUGUUUCAGUAAUCUUCUUGAGCUCUACAACUAGUUCACUCUGUUGUCCAUAUCAUAGUCCGACGGAGGCGAUAAAGUGCACGCACAGUGACGAUGCAGCCUGCAGCAGCUAAGUGGUAUGACAGACGGGACUUUGUCUUCAUAGAGUUCUGCGUGGAGGACAGUAAAGACCUGCAUGUACAUUUUGACAAGUCCAAGCUUGACUUCAACUGUGUAAGUGGAACAAGCGACAUCAAAAAUCAGAAUACGGUGGACCUUUAUGGGGAGAUUGACCCCAAAGAAUCCAAACACAGGCGCACAGACAGGUCUGUGUUGUGUUGUUUACGAAAGGCAGAGCCUGGGAAAGCGUGGCCUCGACUUACCAAAGACAAAACAAGGAGCAACUGUAUCAGUGUGGAUUUCAAUAACUGGAAAGACUGGGAAGAUGACUCAGAUGAGGACUUAAACAGUUUUGAUAAGUUCUCAGAGCUAUCCCCCCCACACACACAGACACGUGCACAGAGGCCACAUCAGUGGCAGCCUGAGCUACAUCACCAACAGAUGAUGAACAACAUGGGAGGAGAUGACCUCCCUGACUUAGAUUGUGCUGAUGAUGAGCACGGGUCCGCAGACAGCGACGAUGAAAAAAUGCCUGACCUUGAGUAGAUCUACUGGAGUGGUAAAACGUGAAGAUGGAAGUCGGCUGCAAGUUGACAGCAGUCAUCUUCUGGAAAAGAAAGCUUGUUUGUGCAGUUUCCAAAGCAAAGGAUGAAGGCGAUGAAGACAUGCACACGUCUUCUCCACAUGGACAACUGUGUUCCAAUCCAAAUGUUCUGACUGUAAAAAAUGUGCCGGUGUCUUACCCCCCCACCUCCCUUUUUUGUUCUGUGUAUUGUGAUUUCUACAAAGCCAGAUUUGUUUUGCGCCUAAAAAGACAAACCCCCCCCCUUUUGUAAUGAAAAUUGCACUUAUUUUGUUUGAUUACAAAAAAGAGGAAUGUUUUUAAUUGUAUAUCAACAUGUACGAAGAUUUAACAUUUGAAUGCAUUUCAGCCAGUGAAGUAAAGAAUGAUGUCAUGUGUUGAGAACGGUACAGUCCAACUUGUGUACAAAAUGUUGUGUAGCAAAUGCAACAAAAACACUUCUUCCAGAGGCAUUCUAAGGUAAAGACAUUGAUUCUAUACCAAGCCUUGUGCAGGUGAUUGAUGUGUUUCCCUCCCAAAAACAAAACACUAAAACUACACUUUGGAAGGUGUGUGGUUGAUCAAAAAUGUGUUUAGCAUCAUUUGUACUUGACUGUUGGCUCAAAAUUUCUAAUAAACUUUGUUCACUCUGGUCAACGUCA